AUGCAGAAAUCAGAGUGCCAUGGAGACACACAGCUGAGAAGCAGAGUGACAAGUAAUGAUGAUCAAAGGACAUCCUCAAGUCCACAGAGAAAGCCUAGGACUACAGUUCAACGAAGCAAAUCCUCAACCUCACCAUUAGCCAGUUCUCCAGAUGCUGCCAUAAAAAUCCAUCCUCGACCAAGUGAUAAGCUUAACCCUAAAACGAUUAACCCAUUUGGUGAACAGUCACGAGCCCCUUCUGCAUUUGCAGCUGUUUAUUCUAAAGGUGGUAUUCCUUGCAGGUUGGUCCAUGGUUCAGUAAAACACAGAUUACAGUGGGACUCUCCUCCUGAAAAUCUUUCCUUUGAUCCUCUUCUUAUUACUUUAGCUGAGGGUCUGAGAGAGACGAAACAUCCAUACACCUUUGUUUCAAAGGAGGGUUUUAGAGAAUUACUCUUGGUCCGCGAUGCUCCUGAAAAAACUGUGCCUUUGCUUCCUAGACUGAGUCCUGUGCUGAAGGCGGCUCUGGCCCAUUCGGAUGAUGAAGUGUUUGAAAGGGGAUUGAAUGCUCUGGUGCAGUUGAGUAUUGUUGUAGGUCCUUCUCUAAAUGACCAUCUGAAACAUCUGCUUACCAGUCUAUUCAAGAGACUAAGGGACAAGAGGUUCAAAGAGCCGAUCACGAAUGCAUUGCAGAAGCUGGAGCAGCAUGGUGGAAGUGGAAGCCUUAUCAUCAUCAAAGCUAAAAUUCCAACAUACUGCUCCAUAAGUUGUUGA
This is a messenger RNA of Pipistrellus nathusii (Nathusius's pipistrelle), 753 nucleotides long. The record is from the annotation of a GenBank genome assembly. NCBI's taxonomy places the organism in Eukaryota, Metazoa, Chordata, Mammalia, Chiroptera, Vespertilionidae.